UGUUGCCCGAAAAAAUACUAAAAUGACGACAACGAGCUUACCAAGGGUUCCCGAGGGUCUAAGGGACCUCAUGAAGGUGUACACCAAGGAAGUGUUACGUGAAAAACCAGCAGAUCUGUACGGAUUUUCCGCAAAGUUCUUUAAUUUGAUAGUUGCGGAAAAGUCUCAUCAAGUUGUGCGAAAAUACGAGCCGGUUCAGACUUACGAAACCAUCAUGAAAAACCGCAUCAAACAGCAGGUGCCCAUCUCGAUGGUGUUCAAUAUAAUUCCCGAAACACUCACCGAUCUGAUCAAGAAGUUUAUAAAAGCUGUUCUAAGAGAAAAGCCGGAAAACAUAUAUAUCUUUGCCCAGGAGUAUUUUCAAAGGCUCUCGAAGGAAAAGUCAGGUCGAAUCGAGUACACAAAGUAUUCGACAUACGAAAAGUCAAUUAAGGACAAAGAGAACAUAGCCCCCGUUUCGAAGGUGACUUGCGAAUGUGGCCGAGUUCUUAGUGCGCAAAGCAAGGAUCUUACAAAGGCAGUAUCCACUGAAACCACAAAAUUAGGGACUACUAUCACAGAGGAGACUACCCUAUCGAGCAGCAUUAGCUAUGUGAAAUCGGUUGUCGUUAUUCAACGUCAUUUCCGUCGAUAUCUGAAGCAAAAGAAAAUAGGUCGUGAGAAAAACAAGUGCAAUAGCGUGGAAUACAUGACAGCCAUCAUUUUAAUCCAACGGCAAUUCCGUCGCGUUUUGGCCAAAAGGCGAGUCGAAAAACUUAAAAAGUCCCGGCCUGGGCAACUUUCCUACGUUAAGUUCAAUGCAGCUAACUACAUGAAAGCCGUAGUCGUAAUCCAGCGACACUAUCGUAUAUAUUUAAAAAGGAAGCAGGAGCAAAAUCGAUUGAAAAACGGCCCAGUUUCCUUAGCGACAGCGGCUUUAAUAAUCCAGAGAGCCUUCCGCAGGAUGGUAGCAGUUCGAAGGGCCAGGAGAACGGCAUCCGUGACCGCAGAUCCUGGCGAGGAGCUCAACGACAAUGCCUCCGAGACCGGUUCCUACACAUCCGUUUCCACGGCCCUUCUCUCAACGGAAUCGACCGAACUGGGAAUGGCAAAUUACGAGGAAAAAGUCCACCAGAAAAUAAUUCACGAGGAUGAGGAAGUGGAGAACAAUAACGUGGAUGCCAGCCUAGAGAAGGAGUAUUUGGCAGAAACCAUUAAAGGCGAUGACAAAUCGAUAGGCCCAAGGAAAAGCGAAAUACUUGGUCUGGAAAGGGAAAAGGAUCUGAAUAGCGAGCUAUCUGGAAUUGAGGCCGAGAAACCGCUGAGCCCGGUAAUCGAGGAUGAGUUUACACCAAUGAAAGAAAGCAAACGGACAGGAUCUGCUCAAGAAACAGCAAUUAAAACUAACAAUAACAGUUUAGAAAUAAAAGAGGAGAACGAAAUGCUCCUAGAAAGUGAUUCAGAGAAACCAGCAGAAAUUGAAGAUGAAUUUACAGCCAUUAAAGCUGGCAGCAAACUGGAUUCUUCUCCAGAAACUGCCGAAAUCGAGGAUGAAUUUACAGCCAUUAAAGCUGGCAGCAAAGAGGAUUCAUCUCCAGAAACUGAAUUAAGUAAAAAAUCGAGCUUAGAUCUACAAGAGAAAACCAAUGCUGAACUAAAAACAUUGAAAGCCAGUAUAGAAGAACUACAAUUGGAAAUUAAAGAUGAUCUUAAAGCUAUUAAGGAUCAAGAACUGGAAAACGAGGUAAAAACUGAAGACGGUAACGAAGAUUCUGCAAAUUCAAAAGAGAUAGAAGACUCGCUACAUAAACAAGAAGAAGAUAAAGACAAAGAUAUUUUAAUCAAAGCAACAAGUCCGUUGACUAAAUUAACUAAUUCUGAGAGCCAAGAAGUGGCAGAUAAACCCAUUAAAACCGAAGUUACUCCUAAGGUUUCCAUAGAAGUUGAACUUGUGGAUGAUGUUCUAGAGGAGGAUCUGUCUGAUCCCUAUAUAAUUAAUCCAGGAAAUGAAUUAUCAGAAGGUGACUACUUGGAAGAGCAGCCUAGAAGUAUGCCCACCGUUGAGAUAGAUAGUCUAAAAACGGUUUUAACCAAUCACAAUCGGGAGGUCCAAAAACAAGAAAUUUCCAAAGAAAUUAUACCCGAUGAAGAUACUGAAAAAAACGAAGAUAUUGUAAAACCAACUGAAAUCGAGGCUCAAGAAGAGGCCUUUACUGCAGCAAACAAGUCUACAAAUAAACAGAAUAGGGAAGACUCUCUCAUAAAAAGAGAAAAGAGAAGCCUGGAUGACACAGAAGAUAUUGUAAAUCACUCUCAACCGGAGAACGUGGAGUCCACAGAUGUUAUUGAAAAGAACACCAAGAAGUUGUCUAGCGCAAGCGUAAAAGAUAAAGAUAUUGGCACCUCGGGUCGUCUGGUGCCCACACCAAUUGCCGAGCUGCAGCUCAAGUCAUUCAAAGCUCCCAACGACGACGGCGCCUGGUAUGAUAUCUAUGUGGAGCCCCAGCAGCCAUCCGACAAGGAUUUACAUAGCCCACCUCCGGCAGCUUCAGUUUCAACUAACCAAACUGAGAAAAAGCAAGACAUAACUCCGGAAAUGGAACCCAUUGUUGUUGCAGAAAGAGUUCCCAGUUACUAUACGCCCAAAGAAAUUCUUGAACCCAGUGUUCCAAAAGCUAAGAACUCAAUUUCAUUCUUCGUUUCCUUUGAUUCUGAUGAUGGCAAGCCCAAGUACAAAAUACCCAAAAAGUUUCGGGAUCAAUCGAAAAGCGAUACUUUAGCAGACACGAAAAGUGACCCAGAACCCGAAAAUAAUGAAGAAGAUAUUGAAGUAAUUGAAGUCUCGGAGGGAGAUCCCGAAUACCAACAGAUGGGCGGAUCCAAACUGCAAACCAUAAUGGAACUUAACGAAAAUGAAUGUAAUAAUGAGGGCUCAACUUUACAUGGAGAAGAGACAGAGUCGUCAAAGGAUUUAAUCGAUAAAGAGAAGAGUGAUUCGGAAAGUUUUAUAAGAUCUGGAGAUCUCAAGUUAGAAAGCUCCACAAAAACUGAUACCGAGCAUUAUGAAUCAGUUUACAAAACAGAUAUUUUAAACCUUACGAGAUCUGUGCAGAUUAUAGAAAGAGCUUAUAGGCGCUUUAAGAACCGACGCUCACUAAAGAGGCAAGAAAUCACGGAUAAUAAAAAGAAAAAUAAUGCUGCUAAAGUGAUACAAAAAUGGGUUAGGGACUUUCUAAUCAAAAAGUCUCCAAAAGUAACCUCAGAUAUUUCUCGGGGAAAUCAGGAAAGCCUAGCUGCCCGAAAAAUUCAGAGAGCUUAUAGAAGAUACGUUGAAAAAGCUAAAGAGGAAGCAGAAAAGGAAAAAAGAGCAGCACUUAUAAUUCAAAAGGCCUUUAGGGCAUAUUCUCAGAAGAACCUGGCUAAGUCAAAGAAUGAAUCCUCUGAUAACAUUAAACUAAAGGAAAAUCAAGCUGCUAGAAAAAUACAAAGGGCUUACAGAAGGUAUUUAAGACAAGCCAAUAAGCCAAAAGUCUUACUUGACUCUGAGUCAGAACCUAUUCAAGUUUAUAAGUCAACAGAAAAUAAUGCUAGUCCGAAGUCGUCGGCCUUGAACCCAGAUGAAAUCAAAGAGGAAAAUAUAACUCAAGAAGAUAAUUCUAGACCAAGUUCUAGUCCGGUGGAGGAUUUAUCAGAUUUGUCAGAACUAAAUCAGCAUCAAGCUGCCGACAAAAUUCAAAGGGCUUACAAAAGGUAUUUACAAAAGACCCACAAGCCAAAAGUGAUACUUGACUCAGAGUUAGAGGAACCUAUUACAGUUUAUAAGUCAACGGAAGUUACCUCAAAUGAAGUCAAAGAGGAAGUUAAAACUCAGGAAGCUAAUUCUAAGCCAAGUUCUAGCCAUGCACAGGAUCUGUCAGGCUUGACAGAAUUAAAUCAGCAUCAAGCUGCCGAAAAGAUUCAAGGGGCCUUUAGAAGAUAUUUGAAAAAAUCCAAAAAGGCAGAGAUCAAAGAUUUUAAAUCAAAAGACUCUGUAAAAAUCGAUAAACCUAUAGGUAUACCGAGCCAAAGUGAAAGCUUGUCAAAGGACGAAGGCAACCGAACUGCGAAUGCUGCCCUAAUAAUUCAAAAAGCCUUCAGGCAAUAUAUGGAACGAAGAAAACUAGAAAAUCUAGAUGAGAUCUCCCUGGAUUCAAUUACCAGUUCUCGCAUAACGGCCAUCGAAAACUCCUUAUGUCCCACUGAAGGCACACCAUCCGAUAGCCUGAUUCAGGAGGAAAUACCAAGCGAAGAUGCAACGCAGAUUAGUCCAAAGUCCGAGUGGUUUGUGGGAUCCACUCGCAUAGUACCAAGCCAGGAAGUCGUUGAAGAACCUCUUGAGCUAGAAACCGAACCGGAUCCGGCUGAAAUCACACGUAAAACCGAGCUCGACACCAGCACGCAAGUAGAAUCAGUUGAAACAGUAGAUAGAUCGCAUGGCUCGCUUGAAUCCAAAUUAACUCCUGGUAUUAUCAGUUCCGAAAUCGAUGAGAAUCAAGCCAAUACAUCUAAGCAGGAUAAUGCUGUCUCUUCUGGUUUAGCAGGUUUAACCGAGGCCCCAGAAGCCGGGAGCCAUGCGGAGGAUCAAGUACUUUUAUCACAGUCCGAUAUUGGCAGUAUUUUCCAGACUCUAGAUAUGGCAUCGACUCAAGAGCUAGUUAAUGAUUUCUUGAUGAACGAAAUUCACUUUUCAUCCGCUCAAGGACCGUAUAUGAAUGGAAAGCAACUCCAAGAAGUUGUAGAGGAACCUUGCAUCAAAAGAUCAGCUUCACGAGUGAGCCUUUCUGAAGGGGAAACAGGGAAUGAUUCCUCAAAAUCGGAAGCUACUGGCUUGGAUACCCUAUCCGCAGAUACCAUAGACAAGGCAACUGUCAAGCUGUCAAAGCCCGAAGAAGUGAUUGAAAAAAUGGCACAACUAAGGGACUCCAAGUCUAGCGAGAGAAUCCUAUCCGCAGAACCCAGUUUAGAUGAACCCAUUGUCAGACCCAUGAGUUCUCUGCAGGAACAAGCCAGCUUGGACAUUGAGGAUGGAGAUAUUAUCGUAUACAACCGCCUUCAGCGGGACGAGACCCGUGAAAGUUCUGCCCAAAGUGACUCUGUAGUCUUUGGGGAGGCAGAAUCCGAUAAAAUUCUAGACAGGGAACUGGCCACUGAGGAGGAGUCCGGAAGAGUGCAUCUAAUGAGGCAUUACACCAUCGCUGGAGAUGAUCCCAGAGGCCUAUUCCGAUCAGUGACCAUUGAUGAUGCUCUGAGUUACGGUGAAAUGGCCGAAAAGGACCUAGAUUCAAGCCUAGGCAUCAACAGUACGAAUAGCUUUUACUUGGACGACGAAACCUCGGAAAAUAUUCGCAAAAAGAUGAUGGCUUAUUCGCUAUCCGAAACUGAUUCCGAUUACUUUGACCCCAAAAAGAUGAGCAAGGAGGACUUUGACAUAGACACGGCAAUGGCGGAUGCCAUGGGCACGUCCACAGAAACAGAAUCGACCAUUGUUUCAGCAGCCACAAAAAUCCAAGCCGGAGCACGGGGUUUCCUGACCCGGCGGAGGUUGCGUCGCGCAAGUGCUGGAACCAAAUCGUCCACCAUGGACACCAAGGCGUCCUUUGGCAAUGAUGCGAUUAGCGAGUCUUUGGAGCGAUUCAUCGAGGAGGAGGCAGCGAAGAAGAUACAAGCCGCAUACAGGAUUCACACCCGCAAACGCAAGGGCAACCCCCACCGGAUGGAGGGCAUCAGCUUGGAGAGCAACCUAGCAGCCAGGCGCCAGAAGCUCCAAAGAGGCGAUGCUUUGCGCAAUGACUCGACUCCCGAUGAUGAGAACAGUGGAUCCACCAAUAGCGGACAGACACAGAAGCUCUUGAAAAAUGAAAAGCGAACCAAAGCAGUUGGUGAGGCCAAGUCCAGAGCCGCUAUGGAAUUAAAGUGGCUCACAAUGAGGCAGAACUCAAUGCCGGUUCAGAUCGAUUGCGAAGUUUUCAGAGUUAUACCCAAGCACAUGCGAAAACGUAUCAAAAGCGCCGAGGCAGGCAAAAGAAAAUAA
Molecule: messenger RNA, 6049 nt
Organism: Drosophila kikkawai
Lineage: Eukaryota; Metazoa; Arthropoda; Insecta; Diptera; Drosophilidae
Source: RefSeq, a predicted model, not a curated record